AUGUUCCUUGCUUCAUGGCUGCUCGGCGCUUCCGUGUUGUCGACCUUUGCGAGCGCGCAGGUCCUCCUCCAGCAGGAGCCCUACGAUGCAGGCCUGUUCACGCCCUUCGAGAGCCUCUCGGCAUUGUCCGAAAAUGAGUUCACGUCCCUUUCUCACCCGUUCUUCCCCAAUUACGGCGUGCGAGUGAAGAAGACGAAGUUCUGCGACGGGAUGGUCAACUCGUACACAGGGUAUCUAGACAUCUCCGAGACGAGGCACCUGUUCUUCUACUUCUUCGAGAGCCGCAACGACCCUGCGAAGGACGAUGUGAUUCUCUGGACCAAUGGAGGUCCUGGCUGCUCUUCAUCUAUCGGCCUGUUCAUGGAGCUCGGUACGUACUCUCGGACGCAGGAUCUUGAGAAAGACCAACACAGCUCAGGCCCCUGCCGCGUUCUGGACGAGAGUGGUGCCAAGUAUCACUCCGAGUCGUGGAAUAGCAAUGCCAACCUCUUCUUCAUCGACCAGCCAGUCGGUGUUGGUUACUCGUACGCCGACUACGGUGAACAUGUUUACACCACUGAGGAAGGCGCCAAAGAUAUCGCUGCUUUCGUUGCUAUAUUUUUUGAGCACUUCAGUCAGUUCAAGGGACGGCCUUUUCAUAUGGCUGGCGAGUCGUAUGGUGGUCGCUACCUUCCUCUGUAUGCAUCAGCGGUGUACGACCAGAAUGCCGCUUUGGUUAAGGCGGGGAUGACCCCAGUGAACCUGUCCUCUGUGCUCAUAGGGAACGGUAUCUCGGACCCCUUCCGCGUGUUCCUGUCCUACUACGACAUGCAGUGCACGAACGCGUCUGUCCCGCCCGUCGUCGAUAUCGCGACAUGCGUGCACCAGAAGACCAUGGUCAAGCGCUGCACUCAGUGGUUCCAGGAGGCUUGCAUCGACCAGUACGACGCCAUCAACUGUGGCGCUGCUGCGUCCGUCUGUCAAGGCGAGCUUGAGAAGCCGUUCUAUGCGACUGGCAUGAACCCCUACGACAUCAGCCAGCCCUGUAACGGUACUGUCGAAACUACGCUUUGCUACCCGAUCACUGUUCACAUCAGCAACUACCUCUCCCAGCCCGAGAUCCGCGAGCAGCUCGGCGUCGACCCCGCCGUGCCCGCGAACUUCUCCUCCUGCAACACGGACGUCAGCCAGGGCUUCGAGCUCGCGCAGGACGGGUACCAUGUGACGACGAGGGACUACGUGGGCGCCCUGCUCGAGCGUGGCGUUCGGGUGCUGAUAUAUGUUGGCGACUAUGAUUGGAUUUGUAACUGGGUCGGCAACGAGCGCUUCACGCUAGCGCUGAAGUGGUCCGGGCAGGCCGACUUCGCUAGCCACGAGCUGCGAGACUGGUACGUUGGUGGAGCGUCGGCGGGCAAGACGCGCAGCACCAGCGAUGGUCUGUUUACCUUCGCUACUGUGCAUGCGGCGGGACAUAUGGUCCCGUACGACAAGCCGAAGGAGUCGCUUGAACUGCUUAACAGAUGGCUCAAGGGACAGUCGCUUUGA
This is a messenger RNA of Schizophyllum commune H4-8, 1524 nucleotides long. RefSeq names its product peptidase S10, serine carboxypeptidase. Gene Ontology annotation, biological process: proteolysis. Gene Ontology annotation, molecular function: serine-type carboxypeptidase activity. The transcript has 12 exons. Bases 1 to 1524 code for a protein of 507 amino acids. Gene Ontology annotation, cellular component: fungal-type vacuole. The record is from RefSeq and is a predicted model, not a curated record. NCBI's taxonomy places the organism in Eukaryota, Fungi, Basidiomycota, Agaricomycetes, Agaricales, Schizophyllaceae.